UGUGUGAGAUGUCAGAUAGCUGAAGAGACGAGGCAGUGAUCAUUAUUGAGUGCUGUUUUACCAUAAAAGGAUGACCCUGCUACUGAUCAUUUUGCUGCUCCUCUGUGCUCGUUCAUAUUGGGGUGUUUUGUCGGAUGCAAACAGUGUGAUUCAGAGUCCAGAUCUUUCUGUCCUGGAAGGAGAGACAUUGAACAUAUCAUGCUGCUGGAGCAACAAUACUCAAAGAACCGGAAUUCAAUGGCUGAAAAACCAAAGCUUGAUCAAGACUGAAACGGUCAACCUUCAUCCUGGAGGUUCUCAGACUGACAAGCCGAUGAGCUGCUCACUUCUGAUGCUUACAAAUAUCACAAGCAGAGAUUCAGGGACGUACAUCUGCAAGAUCACUGUGGAGAUACCAGUUUUAGAUGUGUUUGAGGGAAGCGGUACAACCAUCACAGUUACAACCCCGGUGACCAGCACAGCUGGAGGAUUUCUAGCCCAGAUGCAGAACACAGACACAGAGGCAGGAGAAAAAGUCCAAAGGUUUAUUGGAUACAGAGCAGGGUUCUUCCUGGAAGGCAGAGAGGACAAACAGGUCAGGUGCAGAUUCAGGUUCCAGGGAGUCAGACAGGCAGGCUGGCUCGGGCUUGCUAACCAUAACAGGGUCAAAACAAUCCGGCUCAGAGUGGAGCUCUCCUCCAGCUUAUGA
This is a messenger RNA of Cyprinodon tularosa, 688 nucleotides long. RefSeq lists its product as uncharacterized. Lineage: Eukaryota; Metazoa; Chordata; Actinopteri; Cyprinodontiformes; Cyprinodontidae. The coding region runs from base 71 to 688 and encodes 205 amino acids. The transcript is spliced from 3 exons. The record is from RefSeq and is a predicted model, not a curated record.